AUGUCGGAAUUCUACUGGAAGUUCCUUCAUAAACACCUCGCGCCAAAGUAUUCAACCGGAGAUAAACGGAUUGGCUACACACUGUCUGAAGUGGCACAAGUAUUGGGAGCGGCGAAAGAGGCGUUGAAAAAGGACAACUCACUCAUCGAAAUGAACCCGCCAAUUGUGAUUGUCGGUGACAUUCAUGGACAGUACUACGACCUGCUGCGAAUGUUCAGCUUAUUCAACGACAAAGACCGUAAUGAACCCGUUAGUGGAACACUCACACAGAAGUAUCUUUUCUUGGGCGACUAUGUUGACCGUGGCUCGCGUUCUCUUGAAUGUAUCAUGCUUGUCUUUGUAUUGAAGAUCCUUUUCCCGAAAAAGUAUGGCUUAGUUCGAGGAAAUCACGAGUGUCGACCAAUCAAUCGAGUCUACGGUUUCUUCGAUGAGCUCCAAGAUAGGUUUGGGAAUGAAGAAGCUGAGGCGCUUUGGAAAGAAGAUCUUCUGCAUGCACGGGGAAUUGGCCCUAACAUUCACACCUUCGACGAUAUCCGUCAAAUUCAACGUCCACUCGAUGAUAUUAGCACUUCUCCAUUGGCAAUGGAUCUCUUGUGGGCUGAUCCAAUGAUUGAUUUGAUCGGAUUCAUGCCGAAUCAGGUGCGAGGAGUGUCCGUGUAUUUUGGCGAAAGCGAAGUGGUGAAAUUGUGCAAAUCUCUCAACAUCGACCUUAUCGUUCGGGCACACCAGAUGAUGCAAAAUGGUUAUGGGUUCUUUUGUGGAAGGAAAUUAAUGACGAUAUUUACUGCGCCUCGAUAUUUCCCGGAGAGGAACAACAAGGCCGCCGUGUUGGUUGUGGAUGAAAAUGGGAAAUGCUCGAUUAAAGUCUUGCUGCCCUGCGAUGAGAUCAACACCGGAGAGAAAGCCUUCCGAAAGGAAUUUGACUUGUCUUACAUGGACAGUUCGAGUUAUCAAUUCUACAAGACCAAUGGAAAGCUUCCAAAGGGACGACGAAAGGGU
Mesorhabditis belari is the source of this 999-nucleotide messenger RNA. Lineage: Eukaryota; Metazoa; Nematoda; Chromadorea; Rhabditida; Rhabditidae. The record is from the annotation of a GenBank genome assembly.